AUGACAAAGGAAUUCUUUGAAAGUGCGGACGUGCCCGCAGAGCAAACAUGGAUGUACGAGAAAGAGCUGCCUGAGGGGUACGAAGCCUCCCGCGCUCUUCUCCGAGACUAUAGUGGCAUUCCUGCAGAGGAGAUGGACAACCACAUACGAAAGAUCCGCGACUCGCUGUGGAAGGUUUUCCACUACCCGUGCAUCGGGCGCUGGCGGUUUCUCCUGUUGGCCGACCCACAGGAUGCGUUGUAUCAAAAAGUCCUAGGUCGACUAACUCAAGCGGACCCGGGAGACACGCUGUUGGACCUGGGCACUUGCGUCGGACAAGCUCUCCGGCAACUCGCACACGACGGUGUUGACAGCUCCCGGCUUUACGGAGCGGAUGUGCAACGCGAGUUUCUGGACAUCGGCUACGAUCUAUUCCGGGACAAGGGCCGGUUCCGGGGUACGCUUGUGGCGGGCGACAUCUUGGACCCGGCCGACACGGGUCUUUCUGUGCUUGACGGACAAAUCAGCAUCAUCUGGGCCAAUGCCUUCUUCCACUUGUUCGACUGGAAGCAGCAGGUGAUGGCAGCGGAACGCAUCAUCAAGUUCCUCAAGCCGGGACUUCAAGACGGGCUUGUCUUCGGACGGCAUCUGGGGACUACGGAGCCGAAGGAAAGCGACAACAGGGGGCGCCGGAUGUAUCUGCACGAUCAAGCCAGCUUCCAGCGCUUAUGGGACGAAGUGGGGGCGAAGACGGGGACAAAGUGGAAAGUGUGGUGGGAGCAUGUGGCCGUGGUGGACUCGCUCCCCGGGUUCGGAGACACGGCCAGGAUGAGUCGGUACGCCGUCUACCAAGUGAGGAGGGACUGA
Colletotrichum gloeosporioides is the source of this 846-nucleotide messenger RNA. RefSeq lists its product as uncharacterized. NCBI's taxonomy places the organism in Eukaryota, Fungi, Ascomycota, Sordariomycetes, Glomerellales, Glomerellaceae. The transcript is spliced from 2 exons. The record is from RefSeq and is a predicted model, not a curated record. The coding region runs from base 1 to 846 and encodes 281 amino acids.